AUGUUAAAUCAUUAAUUUUUCAAAUUGCUUAAGGAUAGUACUGCGGAUUAUCACUAUUAUUUGUGCAGAGGCUAUUUUUAACAAGUUAAUCUUUAAUCUUAUAUGAUUAAAUUAGAUAAAACAUUCAAUUUCUUACAAUGUAGUAACUUUCAUUAAAAUAGAUUUUCGAAGAAAUUAUCUAAAGCGAAUCCUGUCGUUAUUUUUAUUGGAACCUGAUGACAUAAUAAUAAUUGUUUGGAAUAUAUAUUUUUUGUUGAUUGUUACAAUAAAUGUGUUUUAUGUUUCAUUACGAUUAUCAUUCACAGAAAUUGUCGAAAUGAAUUGGGAUUUAAAAGAUUUCAUAUUUGAAUAAUUGCCAAGUUAUUCAUUCAUAUUAGAAAUAAUUAUAAAAUUUAAUACUUGCAUUUACAGUAAAGGUGUGCUCAUAAAAAACAGAAAGAGAUUAAUAAAGAGAUAUCUCAAGCGAGAAUUCCUUAUUGAUAUGCUUUUAAUCAUCCCAUUUUUUAUUGGAAGACAAUUAGAUUUUUUUUAUUUGGAUCUAGUAAUUUUACUGAAAAUGUUUUAGAUAUCCAAAUUAACUUACUCAUUAUUUAAUCGUUUAGAAUUGACAUAGUUAUAAACAACUCUUUUUGAGCUUAUCAAAUUAAUGUAUAAAAAUCAUUAAUAAAAAGUUUUUUUAUCUUGUUUUGUGCACAUUUUUCAGCUUGUAUUUGGCAUAAACUAGGAAUUUGGGGAAAUUGGGGUAAUGCAACUUCAGUAACCUGGCUUAAAUAAUAAUAACUUUAAGAUUCCUUGUGGAUUGAUAAAUAUAUAGUUUCUUUCUAUUGGAGUAUAGUUACGAUGACAACAAUUGGUUAUGGGGAUAUCACUCCUGUUAAUUUGACUGAGAGGCUAUUCUGUAUUAUAAUGACAUUAAUAUCAACUGCAACCUUUGCUUAUUCUGUCAAUAGUAUUGGAUAAAUAUUUCAAGAAAUGUCUAAACAAUAAACUUAAUUUAAAACAAAUAUGAAUAGCUUAAAUAAAUACCUAAAAAACUAAAAGGUAUCACCAACUUUGCAAAUCAAGUUCAGAAGAUAUUUUGAAUAUUUUUGGAGUAAACCUUCUUAAGAAAUAAUCCAAUUUCAAGAUCAGAUUCCUUAAUAAUUAAAGAAUUCGAUGAUUGUAGAGAUUAAUAUUAAAUUGUUAAAAUAAUUAGAUAUGUUUAAAUAGUUUAGUGGUUCCUUAUUGAAUACUCUUUGCCUGCAACUUUAAGAAUAACAUUUAUAAACAGAUGAAUAUCUAUUUAAGUCAAAUAAUAGAGCUGAUAAAUUAUAUAUUUUUGUAAAUGGUCAAAUUGAAUUAUAAGUUUUAAUCAAUAAUAAAAAAAGACUUAUUGAAAAAAUAAAAGCUCCUUGCUUGGUUGGUUAGUUGAAUUUUUUUCUUAAUACUGAAUAUAAUUUUGAGGCUAUUGCAACUAAAAACACAAAGAUAUUAACAAUAGAUCAAGAAUCUUUGAUUGCAAGUGUUAAAUAGAGUGAUAUUGAUUAUGUAUAAUAUUAUGUAACUAAAAGGAAAUUUAUAAAAACUUUGAAGAUGAUGUAAGACUAUUUAAUAAAUAUGAAAAAAUCUCGAUUCAAUGUUCAAUUUGUGGUAAAUCUAAUCAUUAAGUACUAUAUUGCCCAUUUUUUAGAGGAUGUAUAAGCAAAACAAAAGUUUUGUAUCAUCUAAGACACAAUGUACUAUAAUAUAGAUAGUUCUAAUUAAGAAACAAUGAAAAUAGAAGAAUAUCAACUAAAUAAUACCAAUUUCAUAUCAUGGAAAGUGUAUUACAAUAUAUAAUGAAGAACGAUGAACUAUGUAGUCUAGAAGGAAUCAAAAAAUGUAAAUAUUUGAGUUAAAUUAGAAUUCCAAGCAGUCAUGAAAUAGUAGUAAUAAUAUGAAGAAAAACUGUUUUAAACAUAAUCGAACCAAUUCACAAAUUAAGUAUCUCUAUCUUAAAAUAUGCCAAUAAAUUGUAAAUCAAAUUCUUCAUAACUCUAAAAUCAGAAUUUCUAAAAGAAUAAUUCCAUACUAUAAAACCUAGAGGUGCUUUCAGAAAAACAAAAUUAAUUUGGAGUUUUAAGCAAGUCUUAGGAUAUUAGAUUGAUCACAACUUUGAAUAAUUAAGAAAUUUAACCUAUAUUAGAAGAAUCGCAAAAGGAGGAAGGAAGAGAUGAUGGAAAUGAUAAUACAGUUAACAUCAGCCAAUAAUUUCCUUAUGUUAAUAAAUAAGAAAAUUCAAUCUUACCAUCAAAUGAGACAGGUGCCAAAGACCCAUAUUGGAUUAAAUAAAGAUGUGCAUAAAAGUGUCAUUCUAUGAAAUAGAAGUUUGAAAAACAAAGGACUGAAUAGGUUUAUUAGAAAAAUAAAUUGAAAUCUUUUAAGAGUUUGCAUUCUGAAAGAGAAGAUUAUAGCGAAAAAUUUUCUAAAUAACUUGGAUUUAAUAAAUUAUUCAUUGCAACAUAAAUACAGAAAAAAGAGACUUAAGAAUAACAGAUGAGAAAGAAUAGUUUAAAUGAUUACAUUUACUCAAUUGAAAAGGCAUAGGAAAAGAUAUAUAGAAGAGCAAAUAAAUUAGAGGAAUCACAUUUUGGCUUAGAAAAUUAAUUGAGUCAAUCUAUUAGAAAUAGCACCCCUAGACCUAAUAUUGAGAUUUCUUAGGCGAACGAAAACUAUGACUAAUAGUAAUCUUAAGAGAAAGAUUUGACAAAUUAGUUUCUUGAGGAAUAGAUGGGCAAAAAUAAAUUAAGAUUUGUUGAGAAGUAAAUAUCAUUUUAAGAAUCUAAAUAAAAUUAACUUCUCCACUUUCCAGAAUAAGAAUUCAAAGCAUUGGAAUAGAGUAUGAUAACUUAAUAUGAAAAACUUAAGUAAAAGGAAGAACAGCUAAAGCAAUAAUUUGAUAGACAAUAAACAAUAACAUCUCAUAAUAAGGAGAGUAAAGAGAGUAAUGACACAAAUAAAAUAAAAUAUAGAGGAGUAGGAAUUAAAAUAACUUCAGAUGAUUCAUCAGAUGAAGAUUAUGAUGGGCAAAAAUUAAUUAGAGGAUAAUAUCUUGAAAUUUUUAAAGGUUUUGAAUGUGUAAAGGAAUAUUAAGGAUAUUAUCCAAAUAAUAAUAUAUCUCAGAUUCUCCUUUAGGUAAUUUAAUUAUAAUUAUUAUUUUAGUUUUAUAAAAAUGAGUACAGAGAACAUAAUUUUAUGAAGAAGAGAAAUGUAAAAAAAGAUACAAUCAUGAAUCUACUCAAAUAAGCUUAACAUAUGAUUCGGAAAAGUUAAUAAUGA
This is a messenger RNA of Paramecium octaurelia, 3297 nucleotides long. NCBI's taxonomy places the organism in Eukaryota, Ciliophora, Oligohymenophorea, Peniculida, Parameciidae. The record is from the annotation of a GenBank genome assembly.